Molecule: messenger RNA, 6231 nt
Organism: Hippoglossus stenolepis (Pacific halibut)
Lineage: Eukaryota; Metazoa; Chordata; Actinopteri; Pleuronectiformes; Pleuronectidae
Gene: ppfibp2a
Product: PPFIA binding protein 2a
Exons: 22
Coding region: 215-2899 (894 amino acids)
Biological process (GO): neuromuscular junction development
Cellular component (GO): presynaptic active zone
Molecular function (GO): protein binding
Source: RefSeq, a predicted model, not a curated record
AACCACACGGACCGAGGUCCUCUCUGCACGCUCUCCACUGCAAUAUGGUGGGUCUGUAAGAGCAGCAGAGUUGGAGUCAGGAAGAUAAAGAGUGCGACACCGUGAUGAGACAUUAUUUUGCUUCUGGUCUCUGUUCAUCCAUCCUUGCAGCUGCAGACUGCACCGUUCGUAUUUAACAUUAAGCGUCAGACCUACAGUACGAUGGGCCUGCAGAAUGGAGUAUGACAUUGAUUUUUACAAACAUUUUGCCUGGCUCAGAAAGGUAAACCUUCAUUCGAACAGCAGCAGUGAGUCCUACCAGGAACGCUUAUUACGUCUGGAGGGAGACAAAGAGUCGCUAAUUCUGCAGGUGAGUGUGCUGACGGACCAGGUGGAAGCUCAGGGGUCGAAGAUCAGCGAUCUAGAGAUUUCUCUGGUGGAGCAUCGGCACAAACUCAACUCCACAGAGGAAAUGCUUCAGCAGGAGCUCCUGCAUAGGACGUCACUGGAGAACCAGAAGCUGAGUCUUAUGGGGGAGGUGUCCUACCUGAAACUAAAGCUGGCAGACAUGGAGGGAAAACAGAACCACGGUGCUGAACGGCAGCACAAAGCAGAGACUGUAGUUAAUUUCAUUAGCGAGCUGCAGGAGCAGAUGUGCAGGUUUCAGAAGGAGAUCAAUAGCAAGAUCCAGGAGAAAAAGGCCUUGGAGAUCCCGGCCGACAGCAGCGCUGCUGUGGCGUGCUGCGCUGAGCCCGCUGAGGGUGGGGGCUGCAACCCUGGGUCGUCCUGUGACAGAACCUCCGGGGUGAUGCACCAACUGGACGAGGAUCCAGAUGGGGCUGAUGGGAGCACACACAGCCUGGAAGAGGGUAGCUCAGAUGCAGAGGAACAGUACCACUAUGGAGAAGAAAGUGGUUUACUGAAGGAGCUCCGUAUUCUCAAGGACAAGGUGGAGCACCUGGAGGAUCAGAAGUCACAGUACGAGAAGAAACUCAAAGCAACCAAGGCGGAGAUCAGCAGCCUGCAGCAGCUUCUGCUCAGUAAGAACGCUGAGAUCGAGAGCUUGCACACUCAGCUGCUGGCCAGACCCUCUCUCACCACCGAGAGCUCAGAGAGAGAUCAGGAACUGCAGAGGCUUAAAAUUGGAAUGAAAUCACUGGUCGCUGCAAACGAUGAAAAGGACCGGCGCAUUGAGGAGCUCACUCUGCUCCUGAACCAGUGCAGGCAAUUCCGAGAGGUCACUCACGUCACAAGGCAAGCUCCACCUGCUGUCCGUUCAUCACCGAACGGGAGGACUCCUUCAAGCAGCAGUGAGGAAGAGGAGCAGCUGAAGAAUACGGACUCUGCCAGUGCAAAAUCUGAAGAUGUGAAGUCUGAGGUUUCCACAAACAGCUCUUCCUCCCAUCACACGUCACUGCUGUCAGAUCAGAAGGACAGCGACUACAGAACAGAACCACCGGCUCUAUCUAGCAGUAUGAAUGACCUAACAAAUGGACUUUCACAAAGGAGUGGCACAAGAAGUCAGACGAUGCCUGCGAAUUCCUCCCUGUCAGAGCAAAACGGGAUCGGAGGCAGCAGCAGUGAAACCCAGAGCCAAAGGUCUCCGGAUGGGAGCGAAGAUGGAGACUCCAGCCAAAGAAAGUUGGAGAGAGCUGAUGACAGCACUUCAAGCAAUAGUUCCCCCGUUCAAUCUGGGACCAACUCGCAGCCUGGCCAACGGGCUGUGGGCUCACCAGAAUACAUGAAGAAUAACAGGAGCUUCAAGAGACUCUGGGGGAAACUUCGAAGAACCCAGUCUGGAGGGCUGCAGGCAGCAGAUCCAGAUGCCGGUCAGUUUAGAAGAGGGGGUCUUCGUGCUACAGCUGGACCCAGACUCACCAGGACGCCUGAGUCUUAUGACUCCACACGUGAUCUGAAUAUUCCAUUCAGCCAGUGGACCAAGGAGCAGGUGUGUGGGUGGCUGGAGGACUAUGGACUGGGCCAGUACGUCAGUCUCUCCAGACAGUGGGUAGAAAAUGGACAGACGCUGCUGUCUGCUACACCUCAGGACUUUGAGAAGGAGAUGGGUGUGAAGAAUCCUCUGCACAGGAAGAAGCUGCAGCUCGCUCUGAGGGCGUUCACCACCAAAGUUAUAGAGAAGUCGUCAGAGCUGGACUACAUCUGGGUCACACGCUGGUUGGAUGAUAUUGGUUUGCCUCAGUACAAAGACCAGUUCCAUGAGGCGCGAGUAGAUGGUCGAAUGAUACAAUACCUCACAGUGAACGACCUCUUGAGUCUAAAGGUCACCAGCCAGCUUCAUCAUCUCAGUAUCAAGUGUGCCAUUCAUGUCCUUCACGUCAACAAGUUCAACCCCCACUGUCUGCGACGCAGGCCAGGGGAGGAGAAACAGCCCAGUCCCUCAGAGGUGGUGCAGUGGUCGAACCAUCGUGUGAUGGAGUGGCUGAGAGCGGUGGAUCUAGCUGAGUAUGCUCCUAAUCUACGGGGCAGUGGCGUUCACGGAGGUCUGAUUAUCCUGGAGCCGCGCUUCAGCUCUGAAACAUUGGCCCUUCUGUUAAAUAUUCCACCUCAGAAGACGUUGCUCCGGCGCCAUCUUGCCACUGCCUUCUCUACCCUGGUUGGGCUUCAGGCCACGCAGGAGAAGCGAGAGUACGGCAAUGCCACAGGCCAUGUUCCCCUCACCACCACUGCUAAAGUGAAGCCGAGAAAGCUGGGCUUCACCCAAUUCAGUCACCUGAGAAAGAGAAAACCUGAUGACUCAGCGGAUUACAUCUGCCCAAUAGACAGCGGAGCGCUGACAGUGAAUGGGGUUUCCCGGCUGCCCUCUGCAGCACUCAGGGGCCUCAGCCCGAGCUUGGAAAGACAGGCUGAGAGGCGGGAGCCGAUUGGGAUAAAGGUUGAGGCUAAUGGCCCCAAACAAUGAUUUAAAAGUAUCCAUGGACGCACUGCUCUCUCACUAAGUGACUUUUGUGAACCAGUGGAGAUUCUAAUGCAGGAACUCGAUAACUGAGAUGCAUCGACGUGAUGAUUUGCUGAAUGGGCUGCAAAGAUGCUGUGUUUAGCAGUUGAUUUAACUAUUGUUUGUGUCUUUCUAACCUGAUGUCGCUUGCACAGUGUUCACCUACAAUGAUGAUUAAUGACAUGGUGUGAAAUGUUUUAUCAAAGCUGCUCUCUGCAUUCCUUAUACAGUCGGAUUCCAAAGCUUUGACUUUUGCUUUCAAACAAUGCAUUUUACCGACCAUUUUGUAUCUAAUCUUGUGUAAAUUUAGUUAUGAUAUCAAUGACCUGUUUUUGUUAAAUAUCUGGAUUAACUCUACAGUUUAUUAUCAGUUACUUAAAGCCUUGCUGUUUCUCAUUUCUUCAUGAGGGACAACACAUUUGAAAGUUAAAUCCUUUUGAUGGUACAUUAAUGGUACUGAUCUGCACCCUCAAAUAAGGCUUGUUGAUAUACCUUUGGAUUCUCCUACACUAAAGUUGACUUGUUUCAUAAGAUGCUUGUGAAUAUGCAGUAAUAUAAUAAACAUCAGGUCAACAGUAAACCUUGUUGGAAUUUUAAAAUUCUAAUACAUUACCCUUGAAUAAAUGUGUUUGAGAGUUUCUAUAUUUAUUUUUUAUCAUUAAAAUUUAGCAUUAAUUUAGUAGAUCUUGUUAUAGCAACAGUAGGGAACAAUUGUGUGCGGUGCGAGCAAGUGGGGAACCUAUGGGUGCAAGGCCUUUUGACAUCACUUCCUGAAGAUGGAUCUUAGGGUUUGAAUCCAACACUGCCUACUAGUGGUGAAAAAUGUAAAAAUACAAGAACACCUCAACCCAAAUUAUUUUAAGUAGAAGAGCAUGAAAUGCAGCUAUAAUAUUUCUGUCAUGACUUUCACUAAUUACUUCAUUAAGUUUGAUUAAUUCACGUAUGAAAAUUAAUCAAAUAUAAUGCAUCAAAUAAUGAUCCUUUUGUUGGUGAAUAGCCUGUCAACCGCUUUGAUUUAAGUUUGGCUUAUUUAAGCAGUUUGUGUGUAUUAACAAAAAAAGUGAUUCACUGCCAACUUCUCUAUAACAUAGUUUGUGUUUAGUAGCUUUGUCUGCUAAUACAGAGUCCAUCAGUUAUAGAAGUCAUUGUCCAGUGAGUGUUGCUGACUCCAGAAAAAUGUUCUGUGAUUCGAUUGUGCUGCAUAAUCGGAAGGAUGUAAUAGCUUUAGAUUAAAAAUAUUUUCAUUCUUCAGAGACCAAAUCAUAAAAUAAACAUGAUGUUCUGUAUAUGGAUCUUAAGUAAAUGACAGACAUAGUUUCAGGGGAAUAUGUUUGGUCUUAUUAACCACCCAAAGUGUUUACAGUACAAGUCACAUCCACCCAUUUACACAGACAUUUAUACACCAAUUCUUCCCAGAGUUCUUUUUCCGUUUGAACCCAUAAUUUGGGGUCCGGUAUCUUGCACAAGGGCACUUCAGAAUUCAGACUAUUGGAACUGGGAAUCAUACCAAGGACUUUCUGGCUGGAGGAUGACCCACUCUAUCUCCUAAGCCACAGCCACCCUUUAUUUCCUGCUUGGUCCUGAAAAUAAAUAAUUUUCUUCAUGAGUAGGUCAAACUAAGUAAAGAAUCUCUGGACUGCAUUAUAUCGGGUGAUUCAGUGGUAAAGGCUAAUUGAAAUGUAGCAAUGCCUUUAUUAGGGUUCAUUUUGCUUGCUUGCUAUUUGCGCACAUUUAACUAAUGUCCACUUCAUCUAUCACCAGUGUAGCGUAACUGUUACGCAGCUACUGUACUGACAGGAUUGGCAACAGUAGAAAUAUUCCAUUCGACUCACAAAGUGCUGUAAUGUGACAACGCCACAGUUAAUGGCACAGCGUUGGGGGUUUCAUCAGUUGCAGUCCUAAUGAAUCUACUCAGAUUCUGCAGGCGUGUGUGGUGGUGUGGCAGCUAGGGCAGCAGUCAGCUCCCCUCUGAACCCUCCUGCGGAAGCACACAGCCUCAAUUAUACCAAACACAAUAAUUAGGGAAUCUUUUACCUCCGCAUAUCAUUAGCUCCCCAAUGGAGAACAUCCUGAUCAAUGAUUACAAAUGACAGGUUCAUAAAUAAAUUAGUCCUGCUGAUAAGUGUGUAACACGACUCAAUUGAUCAAUGUUAAAAACGGAAAUUAGAGGGACACAGCAGUCAGGAUUGGGUUUGUAAGUUCUGAAUGAAAAGAGGGUGAUUUUCACUACAAAUGUUAGUGGAAAUAUCUGAUACAUACGAUAACAGGCAGAUUAAAGGUUUAAGAAACAUGAAACAAAGCAAACUUUUGUAAAACAUGGGUCCUCGUAAAACCAGCAGAUGUCAGUGUUGUCUAUGGAUGUGUCCUGUGCCAUAAAGACAGCCAGCGCUGAACCUUCACCGUAGACUCGGGGUGAGGUUCACCACUGCAUGUUUAAAUAUGAAAAAAAGCUUAUUUGUCUUAAUAUUAUUAAAUUUUCUUUUUUUGUGCCAAUGUGUUUGUCAUUCAAGUUUACUACCUGGUGACACUGUCUUAGCCUUUAGUUUGCUGUAAAGGAGUUAGGCCUGUUGGACUUCAUUGCAACAUUUUUAAUUAGACUUUCAACCGCAUAGAUUGUAAGUUUGGGAGUUUUGCGCAUUAGCCAUGUGAGUGACAGACAGUUCACAAUUAGAAAUUCAAUAAAAUCAUACUUUAUCUCAAAAAUCAUAGACAGACACACUUUAAAACAUUGUAAAAAGUAAAAACAGCUUCAAUACAGCUUUACAAUUUAUAUAUAACACAAAUCUAUCCAAUAUUCCUUCUAUUUUAUUCUGUUUUCUCUGCUCAGUGUGUGUGUGUUUGGGUGGGUAUAUUUUUGUGUAUGCAUGCGUGUAUUAAGAGGGGAUGGAAGUGUUUAUAAUAGUGCAUCUUAGCUAAUUUCAGUAAUGUGAUCCAGCCUCCACUAGCUGACAGUUUAAUAGCUAUUAUUUGUGUCACACUCUCUCAUAACACUCGUGCAGUAAAUUGCUAUAUGUGCAGGAGACUGUGCCAUGACUGACAUCUUAUCUUUCCAUAUCGUAUCUAUUGUUUUAAUUAAGUGAAAGCAAUGGUGACAUUUAUUGGUUUCAAAGGUACUUGUUAAUGGCAGUAUACGAAAAAAUGAUGCAUGUAAAUUAUCAGGGUUUACGUUACGUAAAUAAUUUGUAAACCCUUUCCUAAUGAUUACACAUUAUCUUCCCACUGUUACUGUCAAUUCAUUUGACUACAUCAAAAAUAAAAAACACAGCGUUGGUGAUGCAACGUCACUGCUCUCUCGA